Megalobrama amblycephala (Wuchang bream) is the source of this 1133-nucleotide messenger RNA. RefSeq lists its product as uncharacterized. The record is from RefSeq and is a predicted model, not a curated record. The coding region runs from base 163 to 792 and encodes 209 amino acids. The transcript is spliced from 3 exons. NCBI's taxonomy places the organism in Eukaryota, Metazoa, Chordata, Actinopteri, Cypriniformes, Xenocyprididae.
CUCAGAGUGUCACAGAGCCUAAACACAACAGCAGAGAGUAAAGCACCUGGGAAGACUUGUCUGCAUCUAGUUUGAUUGGAUCUCAAAUUUGGAGAACAUCAGCUGAUUUGAGUAGAUCAGGGUUAUCAUUUCAACCAGAAAGGAAUCAAAGGAAUCAACACAAUGAUCAUAGACGAAAGGAAAGAAAGCAAACAGCUGCCAGUUAAAGACACCAGUGUCAAGCUGGCUCGCCAAGAAAAGGAUCCAGAGGUUCAGCAUGGGGCCCAUCCCCGGGAGAAGCAGGUGAAUGGUGAUGGCCCCUUAGACUCCCCCACCAAUGACAAAACGGUACGAGCCAAGCUGGACUGGACGGUUCCCAUGUGUGUGCAUCUGCCCAUUGAAAUUCUGAGCCUUGACCAGGCAUUUCCGUUUCUGAACACUACACUUGCUGACCUGGGCAUCGAGGAAUCUGCAGUGAAGGAACGCGUGGUGUGGGUGGACACUAAGCGCACACGGGUGAAGGGGAAGUCUGGGAAGCUGAAGAAGGAGAAGGAAGUGACCGUUCUGGAGGUGCGUGUGAAAGCGCAGCACCCUGGAGAGCGUCAGAGUCAGGAGAUUCUCUACAGCACCGAGUCCCACACCGAUCGCUCCUUCUGCAGAAGCGGGGUGGACAUCCUCCCGUGGAGACACACACAACCAGCUGAAAAUGAACUCCAGCCGGUGGAAAUGACUCUGGCCUUGGACACAGUGUCAGAGUCCAAGCCCAAAUGGCAGAAGACAGAAGAAAAACGAGACUUGCCAAAGGGGGAGUGAGUGGAAGACGUUUAGCAGCUAGGCUAAAGCAAUCUAACACCUCAGAUGACACAGAAGACUAUUCUCAUUUCAGGUUCUGAAUGUUUUAAACGUGCACAACAGUCUAAAUUUUAUGUGCUAUGCUGCAAGUGAAGGUUUCUUCUUUUUUAAUUAUUUUAGGUGGCAGUAUAACUGAAGUUUUAUGGGGAAUAUUCUAUAAAAAGAGGUUUCAAUCUCUUGCUAUUUUUGUAUUUUAGAAUAAUCAGCAUAAAUGUAAUCAAAGACAGCUUUACCUACAGAAACUAUUACCUAUAUAAAAUCUCUAUUACACUACUAUUAAAAAGUUUGGGAUCAAUAAUAUU